Acyrthosiphon pisum (pea aphid) is the source of this 817-nucleotide messenger RNA. RefSeq lists its product as uncharacterized. Gene Ontology annotation, molecular function: DNA helicase activity. The record is from RefSeq and is a predicted model, not a curated record. Lineage: Eukaryota; Metazoa; Arthropoda; Insecta; Hemiptera; Aphididae. The transcript has 2 exons. Gene Ontology annotation, biological process: DNA repair; telomere maintenance. Bases 1 to 756 code for a protein of 251 amino acids.
AUGAAUCUUCUCACGGUUGACAAGCCUACGUGCACAACGACCAAGAAUUCAGCGACAGCGAAAUUGAUGCGAGAAUGCAAAAUCAUCAUUUGGGAUGGAUGCACGAUGGCACAUAAACUAGCUUUGGAGGCAGUUGACCGAACGAUGAAAGAUUUACGAGGUGAUUCGAGACGAUUUGAUGGGGCAAUGAUAUUGCUCUCCGGAGAUUUCCGUCCAACACUUCCCGUCAUUCCGAAAUCUACUGCUGCCGAUGAAAUUAAUGCAUGCCUGAAAUCGUCGUUUUUGUGGUGGCAUGUCAAGAAGUUGAAAUUGACCACGAACAUGAGAACUGCGUUGCAAAACGACCCAUCGGCUGCUGAAUUCUCGAGACAACUGCUGGCGUUUGGUAAUGGACACAUUCCGAUUGAUGUUUUGACUGAAUUAAUAUCGUUUCCGGCAAAUUUUUGUGAGUUCACAUCGUCGAAGGAGGAACUCAUUACAAAAGUGCUCCCAAGCAUUGAGGUCAAUUAUAAAAAUCUUGAUUGGAUGAGUGAACGGGCAAUACUAGCAGCGAGGAAUAAGGACGUCGAUAGCUUGAAUUUUACCAUUCAGAGUAAAAUUGCUGGAGAAUUGCGUUCGUACAAAUCCGUUGACAGCACGACAGACGAAAACGAAGCAGUCAACUAUCCGACAGAAUUUUUGAACUCGCUUGAUGUGCCAGGAACUCCGCCGCAUAAUUUACAGGUAAAAGUGGGAUCGAUCAUUAUUAUGUUGUGAAAUCUAAAUCCUCCUAAAUUGUGCAAUGGUACACGAUUGUCCAUCAAGAAACUGAUGAACA